AGUUCCUUUUUUCUCUUGCUAUCAGAAUGUCUAGGAAGUGGGCAUUAGGGGACAACAGAAGCUGUCCUCUCUCACAAUCCCAGGCACUAGCAAUAGCUUUAACCAUGAGUGACUCCACGGAAUCAAAGACACAGCAACUGGACACUCCAGAGGAUGAAGAGUGUUUGAUGAGUAGUACCAGAUAUUCUGCUGUCAGCUCUCAGUUACGAACAAAAUUUGGAAUCAAAAGUUUGGCAGAGUAUACGAAGCAGAGCCACAACCCCUUGGUCCUGCAGCUGUUCUCCUUCCUGUUCUUGACUGGGCUUCUGCUGAUCAUUCUUGUCCUAGUCUCAAAGGUCCCCAGCUCAGAGGUUCAACACAAAAUCUACCAGGAACUCAUGCAGUUGAAGGCUGAAGUUCAUGACGGCUUGUGUCAACCCUGCCCCAGGGACUGGACAUUCUUCAAUGGAAGCUGUUAUUUCUUCUCCAAGUCCCAAAGAAAUUGGCACAACUCCAUCACUGCCUGCAAGGAACUGGGGGCCCAAUUGGUCAUUGUAGAGACUGAUGAGGAGCAGACCUUCCUGCAGCAGACUUCUAAGGCUAGAGGACCAACCUGGAUGGGCCUGUCAGACAUGCAUAAUGAAGCCACGUGGCACUGGGUGGAUGGCUCACCUCUGUCACCCAGCUUUGCACAGUAUUGGAAUAGAGGGGAGCCCAACAACGUCGGUGAUGAAGAUUGUGCAGAGUUCUCUGGGGAUGGCUGGAAUGAUCUCAGAUGUGAUACCCUAAUUUUCUGGAUCUGUAAGAAAGUUUCAACCACAUCAUGCACCACUAAAUGAAUGACCUCAUCUCAGCCUCCGCACCCCAAACUAUGCCAAGUGGAUGAACCUGACUCAUGUUCACACUCCUCCUUGUCUUUUGACAUUAGGAUGCUAAUAAAACACCCAUUUUUCUCUGU
Messenger RNA from Mastomys coucha (southern multimammate mouse), 937 nucleotides. Its product is annotated as CD209 antigen-like protein D. NCBI's taxonomy places the organism in Eukaryota, Metazoa, Chordata, Mammalia, Rodentia, Muridae. The transcript is spliced from 7 exons. Bases 27 to 818 code for a protein of 263 amino acids. The record is from RefSeq and is a predicted model, not a curated record.